GUGUUGUUUGUUUGCUAUCUGUGCACUAAUUGAAUGUCAUAGUCUUGCAGUACAUGUAGUCCUACCAGUAGGGAUGCAGUCAAUUAACUUUUUGUUGAAAACAAAACUGCCUAUCUAACUUACCAUGAAUUUCCUGGUGUAAAUGAAAGGGUGUCCACCCGAGCUCUCAAUUUUGGGGAAAAUUUGACCCAUUUUGGGGAAGCCUCCAUAAUAAACUUUGGGGAAAUGGCACAAACGCCCCAGAUUUCCACAGACUUGGGACGUACUUGCAAAGAAUUUACGAGGACACUCCAAAAAAGUUCAUAAGCCGAGAACAAAUUACUUGUCAGCUGACUAUCGACUUUCCCAUCGAAUCAUCAACGAGUGGAAUUCACUACCUCAGCACGUGGUUGAGGCUCCAUCCGUCGACUCUUUCAAAAGAAAGUUGGAUCAACUGAGAGACCAUCAGUGCCAGGACUAACAUAGGCCACCGAGCCUCCUGUCCUUCCCAAACUGUAACUGUAUCUGGAGCGGUUAACCACAUCAGAUACUAAUAUUGACAUAAAAUGUUUUUGAUGGAAAUUCAAAAUGCUAAUGGGUCCUUGAGGAUUAUUUUCAUCUGAGCGCAUAGUAUUAUUUACCUGAGCACAAGUUUCUUUUAUAGUCUAGAUAGCUUGUACUCUUUUCAGUGAAUGAUCAGUUACAAAAUGCUGAUAUAAUUGUUUUUUAUUUCUAUGCGGUACAGAUCAAGUAUGGUCCGAUAUUGGAAGCAUCGUGGUGCGAAAAUACUCAAAAACAUAGAACCGCAUAUCCAGAAAUAUUUUCCUUAUCACAAGCCUGAGCUUGGUGGUACUUCCCCUCAGCAUGCUAGUAUAACGGGGAAAAAAGCAAAAGUACCUUUCGAUUAUGCGAUUGGGCAGAUAGUGCCGUUUUCACAAAGCUUAACAUCAUCAUUCCCAAAUAUUGUUAAGGUCCGCUUGCACAAGCUCUGCUUGAAUCGUUUCCUGAUGAAGUAUUUUUAUCAAACAGCAACAUACUGGGUUCAUACACAAGGCUCUUCGGUCAACAUUGGAGAUAUCGUGCUUAUUGAAAAGGCUGACCCACCAAUGGCAUUCAAUACCAUGUACAAACUAAAGAAAGUCGAGUUCCCGGUUGGUAAUCUGAUUGAUCCUGUCACAGGACUACAAUCCGAAGGUCCCGAGUAUUCCAUUGAAGCACUGAGGUCUAUUCUGAAUCAAGAGAACAAUACAUUGAAAAGUGUUGAAAACUAAAUGCAUUUCUACUUUAUUUUGAGAUAAAUAUUUGCUUUUUUUCAAU
Schistosoma curassoni is the source of this 1296-nucleotide messenger RNA. The record is from the annotation of a GenBank genome assembly. Lineage: Eukaryota; Metazoa; Platyhelminthes; Trematoda; Strigeidida; Schistosomatidae.